Messenger RNA from Biomphalaria glabrata, 1275 nucleotides. RefSeq lists its product as uncharacterized. The coding region runs from base 1 to 1275 and encodes 424 amino acids. Lineage: Eukaryota; Metazoa; Mollusca; Gastropoda; Planorbidae. The record is from RefSeq and is a predicted model, not a curated record. The transcript is spliced from 2 exons.
AUGGAUUUUUUCCUGCCAACUAACAGUACAGGCCUGCCAACUUACAUUGCAAGCCUGCCAACUUACAUUGCAAGCCUGCCAACUAACAGUGCAGGCCUGCCAACUUACAUUGCAAGCCUGCCAACUUACAUUGCAAGCCUGCCAACUAACAGUGCAGGCCUGCCAACUUACAUUGCAAGCCUGCCAGCUAACAAUGCAAGCCUGCCAACUAACAGUACAGGCCUGCCAACUAACAAUGCAAGCCUGCCAACUUACAUUGCAAGCCUGCCAACUAACAGUACAGGCCUGCCAACUAACAAUGCAAGCCUGCCAACUUACAUUGCAAGCCUGCCAACUAACAGUACAGGCCUGCCAACUAACAAUGCAAGCCUGCCAACUAACAAUGCAAGCCUGCCAACUAACAGUACAGGCCUGCCAACUAACAAUGCAAGCCUGCCAACUUACAUUGCAAGCCUGCCAACUAACAGUACAGGCCUGCCAACUAACAAUGCAAGCCUGCCAACUUACAUUGCAAGCCUGCCAACUAACAGUACAGGCCUGCCAACUAACAAUGCAAGCCUGCCAACUUACAUUGCAAGCCUGCCAACUAACAGUACAGGCCUGCCAACUAACAAUGCAAGCCUGCCAACUUACAUUGCAAGCCUGCCAACUAACAGUACAGGCCUGCCAACUAACAAUGCAAGCCUGCCAACUAACAAUGCAAGCCUGGCAACUUACAUUGCAAGCCUGCCAACUAACAAUGCAAGCCUGCCAACUAACAAUGCAAGCCUGCCAACUAACAGUACAGGCCUGCCAACUUACAUUGCAAGCCUGCCAACUAACAAUGCAAGCCUGCCAACUAACAGUACAGGCCUGCCAACUUACAUUGCAAGCCUGCCAACUAACAGUACAGGCCUGCCAACUUACAUUGCAAGCCUGCCAACUAACAAUGCAAGCCUGCCAACUAACAAUGCAAGCCUGCCAACUAACAGUACAGGCCUGCCAACUUACAUUGCAAGCCUGCCAACUAACAAUGCAAGCCUGCCAACUAACAGUGCAGGCCUGCCAACUUACAUUGCAAGCCUGCCAACUAACAAUGCAAGCCUGCCAACUAACAAUGCAAGCCUGCCAACUAACAGUACAGGCCUGCCAACUUACAUUGCAAGCCUGCCAACUAACAAUGCAAGCCUGCCAACUAACAGUGCAGGCCUGCCAACUUACAUUGCAAGCCUGCCAACUAACAAUGCAAGCCUGCCAACUAACAAUGCAAGCCUGCCAACCAAGACAGCAGCAUAG